Messenger RNA from Dictyostelium discoideum AX4, 2572 nucleotides. RefSeq lists its product as hypothetical. Gene Ontology annotation, molecular function: transcription coregulator activity. The annotation marks the transcript as partial. Gene Ontology annotation, biological process: regulation of transcription by RNA polymerase II. NCBI's taxonomy places the organism in Eukaryota, Evosea, Eumycetozoa, Dictyosteliales, Dictyosteliaceae. The transcript has 3 exons. Gene Ontology annotation, cellular component: nucleus; membrane; mediator complex. The record is from RefSeq and is a predicted model, not a curated record.
AUGGAUUUUAAAAUAUCUAUAUCAAUCCCACCUGAUAAUCCACCAGUUGCACAAGUUGAUCAUGCAGGUGUUGAAUAUCCAUCAAUUCAAAUUUCAAAAUCAGAUAAAUUUAUUCAAAUUUUGAAUCAAGCAAAACAUCAAAAAGAAAUUGAACAAAUUAAAUUAAAUGAUAAUAAAAACAAUGAAAAUAAUAAUUUACAAGAUAAAGAGAAAGAAAAAGAAAAAGAAAAAGAAAGACAAUUACAAAUUCAACAACAGCAACAACAAGUCAAUCCAAUGAUAUCAUUUCAUGAACAUAAAAAUAUGGCACGUAUUGAAUUGGAACAAUUGAUUUAUUUAAUUGAUAUGUUGAGAAAUAGUGACCAAAUUCAAUUGAAUGGUAAUACUAAAACACCUCAAAAACCAAUUGAACAAAUUUGGGAAAUCACUCAUAGAAUAUCACAUAAACAGCAAUCAUUGAAUAAUGUUGCUUCGAAAUUAAAGUUGGGUGCAACUAAAAUGAAGGAUACAAUUUCUACAAUGUCAGGUUGGUGGAAUGAUGUUUCACAACUUCGUACUAAAUGGAGACUAAAAGGGAAAGAACAAACUGGUUUAAGCAGUGCAAUUGCCAAUAGUAUGAGUGGCGGUGGUGGAGGAGGGGGUGGUAGUGGCGGAGUGGGUGGUGUUGGGGUGGGCGGUGUUGGAGUGGGUGGUAUUGGUGGGGUGGUCGGUGGUGGAGGUCUAGGUAAUGUCGGAGGACUUGGCGGUGGCAUCGUGGGCGGCGUUGGUGGCGUUGCCGUUGGCGGUGUUGCCGUCGGUGGUAUGGUUGGGGCCAAUGGGGGAGGUAUGGUUGGCAGUGGUGGAAUUCAACCUGGCCUAAACAAAUCCAAUGCAAAACGUUUAUCAAUUGAUUACGGUUACUAUUCAUCGGGUUCAUUCAUUGAACAAACUGAUGCUGAUCUAUCAAGAGGACCAAAUGGUGAGAUCAAUAUUGAUUUCCCUCAUUUACCCUACCAAGGCUCAAUCAAUAAAAGACUCUAUAUCAAUGUUAAAUCAUCAGAUUCUAAAACUUUUUUUAAUCAUUCAUCAAAUUUAAAAAAAUUACCAUCAAUUCCAUAUCAACAAUUAUUAAAUAGUGCAACAAAUAGUAACAACAACUCUAAUAGAGUCAACACCCCAAAAACACCAACUUCAUCAUUUCCAUCAACCUCAUCAUCGGCUUUCAAUAAACUUAGACAACAACAAUUACAACAACUACAACAACAACAACAAUUACAACUUGAAAAUUCAGAUGAUCCAGAAGAAAUUCAUAGAAAAUUCAUAAUAAAUUGUACGAAUCAAUUAAAUAAAGCUCAAAAAUAUCAAUUCAAUUAUGAAAUUUUUGAACAAUUAUCAAAAGAAGUCUCAACUAUAAACACCUCAAAUAGUCAAAAUUUAAUUGGUGGUGGUAUUGGUGGUGUUAAUAUUGGUGGUGGUAAUGUUGGUGUUGGUGGUAAUGUUGGUGGAAACGUUGGUGGUGGUGGUGGUGGUAAUACAAACUAUCAAACAUCACCAAAUAUUCCAUCGAAUCAACAAGUUGGUACAUUUCAAGUUGGUGGUAGUGGUGUCGGUAGUAAUUUAAUAACAAUGAAUCCAUCAUUAAAUGCAAAUACAAGUAGUGAAAAUAUAAUGUUUAACUGAAAAAGAAAUUAGAAUUGAAUGUGGUAAUUUCAAUUUAUUCAUUGGUAUGGAUACAAAAGUUAAAGAAGAUAAUAAUAAUAAUAAUAAUAAUACAAAUUCAAAUACAAAUACAAAUUGUAAAAUUAAAAAUAAUACUAGUAAAAAUAUAAUUUAUUCAGAUGAAGAAAAGAAUAGAUUAUUAUUUGUUUUAAAAACAAUUUUAAAAAAGAUAUCAGUUAUGCAAUUGAAAAGAUCACAAAAACAAUUGACAUUCAAUCUUUCAAGAAGAACUCCAAAGAUUAUAUUUGGUAAGAAAUCAAUCAUUGGUUAUAAUGAUGAUAUCAUUUUUAAGAUCACUUCAAUCGUUAAACAUAUGGAUACUUAUUUAAGAGUUUAUAAAGUUUUGGAAAUUUUUGAAAGAAAUUUACCAAUUCGUUUAAAAUCAACACCUGCUGCUGAAAGUGCUUCGUCAUUAUUUAUUUUAACUUUAAUUGAUUCUUCUCAGAAUUUAAAGAAUCCAAUGGUACCAAUUGAAAUUUCAAUUAACCAAAAUAAGAUUGAAGUUAUUCAAGGUCAAAAUAGGUCAUUUUCAAAUAAGGAUGAAAUUAUAUUGGGUAGUUUUAUUAUUAAUUUAUUAAAAUCUUACUUUUUAAAUAAUAAUAUUCAUCCAUCUCAUUUGGAUAUUGUUGGAUUCGAUGAAAAUGAUGAACAAGACCAAAAUAAUAUUAAUAAUAAUAUCAAUAACCAACCAAAAAGAUAUAAAUUUUCAAAUGAUCAAUCAUCAAUUAUUUUGGCGAAUAAUAAUAAUAUUAAUAUAAAUAAUAAUAAUAUAAAUAAUAAUAGUAAUUUUGAUGAUAAUUUUAUUAAAUCAAAUAGAAAUUACCAAAUAGAAAAAUUUUUCAAAGGUUUAGUGGACGAAAUUUCAAAUAAAUAA